Molecule: messenger RNA, 3370 nt
Organism: Austrofundulus limnaeus
Lineage: Eukaryota; Metazoa; Chordata; Actinopteri; Cyprinodontiformes; Rivulidae
Gene: manba
Product: mannosidase, beta A, lysosomal
Biological process (GO): carbohydrate metabolic process; glycoprotein catabolic process
Molecular function (GO): beta-mannosidase activity
Source: RefSeq, a predicted model, not a curated record
UCGUCAUCUCUACCCGAAUCAUCAUCCGGCGAACUGAAAAUGAGUGCGCAAUGCUGUCACGAGUGGAGGCUCACGUGACCAACAAGGAAAUAAAUACAACUCAGUUUGGGGAGAGAAUAACACAAUAAAAAAAAGAUUUAAUUUAGAUUCGCGUACUUACGAUGCGCCCAGAACACCGCUACUCAUGACGCAGCGUUUGAAGCCUUUUCUUUGUGUUUUGUUCUGUUUGUUUUUUGGAGUUUUAUCGGAAUGUUCUCCAUUAGCCUCGCAGCACCUGGAGCUAAGUUUGAACGGCAAAUGGAGGCUGACGAGCUCCAACGGGUCGGUGUCGCUGGCAGCACAGGUGCCUGGCUGUGUUCACUCAGCUCUGCUGCAACAACAGUACAUCCAGGACCCAUAUUUCAGGUUUAAUGACUUAUCAUACCGAUGGAUUGCACUUGACAAUUGGACGUACUCGACUACAUUCACUGUGUCUCCCCAAGUAAGGGUCAAGAAGAAGGUGCUUCUGGUUUUUGAUGGUGUGGACACUGUUGCCUCCAUCUCUCUUAAUGGGAUCGUCAUCGGGAAGACGGAUAACAUGUUUYGUAAAUAUGACUUCUCAGUCAGUGGUCUGCUGAAGGACGGUGAAAAUGUGCUGCAAGUUGGUCUGCUGUCUCCGGUUCUUUAUGCCUSUGAGAGGAGCAGAGCUCAUUCGUCCUACAGAGUGCCCCCCGAGUGUCCUCCGGAUGUCCAGAAGGGGGAGUGUCACGUCAAUUUUAUACGAAAAACUACACGUCCACACGGUGGAGGCUGCAGGUUGAGCUGCUUGUUGAUGCAGUUCAGUCCACUAGUGUCCAAGUGGAGCUCUCUUUACUGGAGCUGGACUCAGAGCAAACCAUCCAGAUGCAAUUUCUGCCGGGAAGGAGGAAGUACAACUUCACCUUACACAUCAGCGAGAGCAGCAAGCUGAAACUUUGGUGGCCCAGUGGACAUGGCAGUCAACCUUUUUACCGUCUCACUGUCAGAGGAUUUCAGGAUGAAGCUUUAAUCCUGAGCUCAGAAUCCAAGGUGUAUUUUCGCACUGUGGAUCUGAUCCAGGAGCCAAUUCCUGGAUCUCCCGGGCUGAGCUUUUAUUUUCGCAUAAAUGGGAAAACUGUUUUCCUCAAAGGCUCCAACUGGAUCCCAGCCGACUCCUUCCAGGACCGAGUAACUCCUGCUGUUUUGAGGAACUUGCUUCAGUCGGCAGCAGAUGCUAACAUGAAUACCCUCAGAGUCUGGGGAGGUGGAGUGUACGAACAGGAUCUGUUCUACGACAUCUGUGAUGAGCUGGGGAUCAUGGUUUGGCAGGACUUCAUGUUUGCCUGUGCCAUGUAUCCCACAGAGGACGACUUUAUUCAGACAGUGAGGGAGGAGGUCAUCCAGCAGGUCCAGCGCCUGAAGUCUCAUCCCUCCAUUAUAAUUUGGAGCGGGAACAAUGAAAAUGAAGCUGCUCUGGCGACCAACUGGUUCAACAUCCCAGCGUCCCAGAAGCCUACAUAUAUAAAAGACUACGUGGAGCUGUAUGUGAACAACAUUAAGAAGAUUGUCCAAGAGGAGGACCAGAGUCGUCCGUUUCUUGUCUCCAGUCCAACUAAYGGAGCAGAAUCUGAGCAGGAGGGAUGGGUGGCAGCGAAUCCCUAUGACUGUCACUUCGGAGACGUCCAUUUCUACAGCUACACCCUCGACUGCUGGGACUGGAGGACUUUUCCUCGGACCCGCUUCGCCUCUGAAUAUGGCUUCCAGUCCUGGCCAUCUUUCUCCACUCUGCAGCUGGUUUCUGUUCCAGAAGACUGGAGCUACGACAGUAACUUCACCUCCCAUCGUCAACAUCACGAGAGUGGAAACCAGCAGAUGCUGCAGCAGGCUGCUCUGCACUUCAACUUACCCAACUCCACAGAUCCCCUGAAGAGAUUUACAGAUACUCUCUACAUCACUCAGGUCAUGCAGGCCCAGUGCGUGAAGGCUCAAACUGAGUUUUAUCGACGGAGUCGGAGUGAAAUCAUUGAGGGGAAAGGUCACACUCUGGGCACUCUCUACUGGCAGCUCAAUGACAUUUGGCAGGGCCCCUCCUGGUCAUCAGUCGAGUUUGGCGGAAAGUGGAAAAUGUUGCAUUAUUUUGCACAGAACUUCUUCGCUUCAGUCCUUCCUGUUGGUUUUGAAGAUGACGACACGUUGUUCAUCUACGCUGUCUCUGACCUGAGUCAUGACCUCAAGCUUAGAGCUGUGGUGAACGUGUACUCCUGGUCUGACCUGGACUCAGUCUGCACCCGGACGUCGGACCAGCUGCUGGUGUCGGGCGGCAGCGCAGCGGCCAUCUACAAACAACCCGUGGCUUCCUUGCUGGCAGGAUGUGGACGCUGCAGCCGCCUCACCUGCCUGCUCAGCUUCCACCUGGAGGACGAGCGCAGCGUCCAGCAGGGUCCCACCAACCACCAUUUCCUCUGCUCACCUAAAGAUGCUCAGGGCCUUCAGAGACCCAACAUCACAGCGAAGGUGCAGGAGGACAAGUCUGGCUUCACRGUYGUCCUCCACUCUGACUCUGUGGCUCCUUUCGUCUGGCUCGAUGUGGGACACGUCCCGGGACGUUUCAGCUCUAAUGGCUUCCUGAUGGUGUCGAGAAACAGAACUGUCCGUUUUGAAGCCUGGCAGCCCACCAGUGUUGCAGAGUUGUCCCAGUCCCUCUCAGUCACAACUCUGAUGGAUGUAUACUGAACUGAACCCUGGUUUCAUCCAACAGUCACUUGUAGGAUUAUUGAGUGUCUGUAAGAUCUUUGGUACAACUAUUUUCUGGAUAUUUUCUAAAACUUGCCAAACAUUUAAUGAGUAACUUUUUUUUUCUGAAUCUUGUUUGUAAAGCAUCUUUUCUGCACAUUUUACUGUUAAGACAGAACGUGAGAAAGUAUUCAGAUAAUCUGUUACUUUGAUUUUGUCACUGGAAAUGAAGCAUACACACACUUUAAAAUAAGCUAAGCUCUGAAAAGUGCCAAUGCAGCUUUAAUACAUUUUGAAUCUUGUAUGGAAAACAAGUUUCACUCUAAUCCUGACAAUUAUAGUAAUUAGAAUAAAACUAAAUAUUUCUGAAGUCGCAUGUUGUAAAGUAAUGUUUAACGGAGUUUCAUAUGCACUGGAAAUAUUUUCGUGUUUUGCACAGAGUUCAGACUUUGAUGGUUUGCGUCAUCACAUUCAUAAAAUGAUACUUUUUUUCAUGAUUUAAAGUGUUUUUCAAAUUUAAAAUUUGGAGUCAAGGGAACAGCUUUUAUUUGUUUUCACAGACAUAUUGUUAAAGAAUAUGAUUUUUGGUUUAUGUUUGUCAUUGUGAAAUUACUAUUAAAAUAUAAGGAUAUCAAACCAC